CGCGAAGAAACGCUCCGACGUCGACAUCAUCCAAAGGCGCUGCACCAGCUCCCUCCAGAUCCAGCUCCCAGCCCCCAGACCACAAACCCGUACCCGAAACAUCCCACAACGACCAUGGCAGACCACCAACCCGCCCUCGCAACAACAAAGCGCAAGUUCCACAAGCUCCUCGACAACCUCACCGCCGCCAGCACAUCCACCACAUCCCUAGCCAGCACGCUGCAAGAAUCAAACGCCUCGACGCCAUCCCUCACACUCCCCCCCUCGCCCGAACCCCCGUCCAAGCGCCCUAGAAGCGCAAACGCAUCAACCGCCAGCCUCGACCGCCAGCGCAACAUCUCAGCCGGCCAGGAGCGCAUCCGCGCCCUGAAAGAGCAGCUCCUCACCCCGCGCCGCGAGCGCACGAUAAAAGUCGUCGGAAACACACAGGCGCAACCACCCAGCGAUGCCACGCCGCGCAAGGCGCCCAAUUUCCUGCCCUACAGCCAGGAGCAGUUCCUGGGCCGGCUGAAGACGUUUGCAGACGUGAAGAAGUGGACUAGCAAGCCCGAUGGGAUUCGCGAGGUUGAGUGGGCGAAGCGCGGAUGGUCGUGCGAGUCGUGGAAUACCGUCGCGUGCAUGGGCGGGUGCGAGAAACACGUUGCUGUUAAGCUGCGGCCGAAGCGGAGGGAUGGCGAGGGCAAGGAGAUCGACAUGACCGAGGACAUGAGCUCGCCGUUUGACAGCGGGCUGGUAGCGCGAUACGAGGACCUGCUCGUCAACGGUCACCAGGCGGAUUGCUUGUGGAGGAAACGCGGAUGUCAGGAAGACAUCCACCACAUCCCCAUCGCCUCACGCGCAAAAACCUCCUCAGACCUCCUCGCCCGCUACCACGCCAUGGAAUCCCUAACCCCAGACCUCCCCCUCCUAACAAACCUCACCCACCCCGGCCCCCCAAUCCCAACCAUCCUCCAACGCCUCCCCCCCACAUUCUUCACCACCAACUCCCCCCCCUCCCAUGCGCCCCCCUCCCCCGCAGCCCUAGCCUUCGCCCUCUUCGGCUGGACCGGCGUGCGCGAAUCCCGCAUCAGCCUCGCCGUGUGCACGCACUGUUUCCAGCGCCUGGGACUGUGGCUCUCAUCCGACGCGCGUCUGCGCGAAAUGAGCGCUAAGCUCGCUGUGCCUAUGGCGUCGCUGCGUUUGGAUCUUCUGGAGUCGCAUCGCGAGCAUUGUCCGUGGAAGAAUGCGGUUGUGCAGGCGAAUCCGCUGGAUGGGCCGAUUGCGCAUAUGGCUGCGUGGCAGACACUGCAGUUUGUGCUGUUGGGGAAGAGGCGCGAGGUUGAGGGCGUGCAGGAGAGGGAGGGGCGGCAUGAGAGGGUGGAGAGUGGGGAUGCGGGGGUGGAGGAGUAUCCUAGGGGGAGUUUGGAUAGUGGGGGGAGGAGUCUGGAGAUGGGGGGUGUGGAUGGGGAGGGGGAGGGCGAUGGGGAAGAUGAGGGAGAGGGCUCGCUGCAGGAUAAGUGGAGGAAGUUUAAGGCUAAGCUUAGGAGGACGACGAGUAAGAAGAGUUUGAAGGAUGCGAAGAGUAUUAAGAGUGUUAAGAGCGCGAAGAGUGGGAAGAGUAUUGUGGUGAAGAAGGGGAGGGAUAAGGAUAAGGAUAAGGAGAAUAAUAAGGCGUAAAGUGGUGAUGGGUGGACGUAAUGGUAAAAAUGGCAGUAAAUUUCUUUCUUUACUUGUUGUCUACGAGCGAGGUUCACCGGCCUGACUGACUGGCUGGUCUGUAAUAUCACCUGUAAUGUUUUGUUUACGUAGUUAUUCAUAUGAUACCCCGUCUU
Messenger RNA from Dothidotthia symphoricarpi CBS 119687, 1811 nucleotides. RefSeq names its product zf-C3HC-domain-containing protein. The record is from RefSeq and is a predicted model, not a curated record. Gene Ontology annotation, cellular component: nucleus. The transcript has 2 exons. The coding region runs from base 115 to 1656 and encodes 513 amino acids. Gene Ontology annotation, molecular function: zinc ion binding. NCBI's taxonomy places the organism in Eukaryota, Fungi, Ascomycota, Dothideomycetes, Pleosporales, Dothidotthiaceae.